Xenopus tropicalis (tropical clawed frog) is the source of this 2405-nucleotide messenger RNA. RefSeq names its product butyrophilin subfamily 3 member A2. The record is from RefSeq and is a predicted model, not a curated record. The transcript is spliced from 8 exons. The coding region runs from base 484 to 1554 and encodes 356 amino acids. Lineage: Eukaryota; Metazoa; Chordata; Amphibia; Anura; Pipidae. Gene Ontology annotation, biological process: regulation of T cell activation; regulation of leukocyte cell-cell adhesion. Gene Ontology annotation, cellular component: membrane.
GGAAGCGGCCGCACAUAAAUGGAAACUCGCACCGCUAGGCUCCUCCCAUUGUAGCUGAAUUUGCCCCGGGGAAUAAACUCUGCACUAUAGAAAGUAAUACAUGAGGCAAACGCUAGGAAUAAUAGUAUUUACUGUAUAGCCCACUUCGUUUUAUCCAUGUUUCUGAAUUAUCGGGUUAGUAACCCUGACUGAGACACAGCACUGACACCCAGUAGCGCGACUCCUCCUUUAUUGAAGGGAAAGCAGCAAUCUUGCUGAGCCAACUACGCAGUUACAAACUUGUUGCUGAGGCGGGAGGGGGGCUGUAUUUGAGACGCUGUAGAUGAAGAGGUCAGACUUCGCGGUUGGAAGUGUUGUUGUCGCGCUAAUAUUUUUACUCUGGGUCUCAGCUGCCGGGUUCGGAAGUGACAGUGUGCCGGUACCGCUGGGCCCCUAUACGCACUCACAUCUGCUCAUUGCAGAUUAGGCUGUUUGUUGGUGAUUAUGGGACCUGCUAUACCCAAGAUUGUGCAUUUCUUUGGGCUCUUCAUUCUCUGUUCCAUGUUUGAAGGAUCCCUUUCAGCCCAGUUUAAGGUUUCUUCAACAAUAUCGGUUGUUGCUGCACUUGGAUCAGAUGUGCUGUUACCUUGUCGCCUUAUUCCUGAGAUGAACGCAGAGAAGAUGGAAAUCCGUUGGUUUAAGCCUAGGUACCAGCCCUAUGUUCAUCUUUAUAUUAAUGGGAAAGAUAAUUACUCAAUACAGAUGCCACAGUUUGCUAACAGAACAGAACUGCUAAAAGAGAACAUCACCAUAGGAAUUUUCCCUUUGAAGAUCCAUAAAGUCACAGCUCAGGAUUCUGGGAAAUAUUAUUGUUUUGUUGAGUCCAGUGACCAUCACAGCAUGGCAACAGUACAACUACAGGUUACUGCUGUGGGAAGUCUCCCUGUAAUUUCCUCCAACACAUAUACAAGUAAUGAGCCUGCCUUUUGUGAGUCCUGUGGCUGGCUUCCAGAACCUUCCCUCAUAUGGACUGAUACCCAGGGGAUCCGAGUUAUCCCAUCAAAGGAAAAAGUGUACAGAGAUGAGAAGAGUUUGUAUUGUAUCUUUAGUAUUAUCAGUCUACCAGAUUCAUCUAAUAUCACUUGCACUGUAUUGAAUUCAGUAAAUCAAAGCAAAUAUCACUCCAAACCGAUCAGAGAAACAGGACUUCCAGUAACAUGCCGGGAUCAGUACAGUCGCUACAUUGUACUCUGGCCUUGUCUGGUUGCUCUGAUUGUUUGUAUUGGGUAUAUAUACCAUCAAAGCAAGGAACUCAAACGACUCCGGGCGGAACUGGAUAACUGCAAACAGAAUGAGCACCACAGCGAGGAAGCCCCAGUGAAUGGAAUAUGUGCUGCAGGAUACACCCCUAAUGGCUGUACCUCAUCUGAUCAUGGGACUCAUGGCAAUGUUCCCUCAGCCCCAGUGAAUGGAAUAUGUGCUGCAGGGUACGUCCCUAUUGGCUCUACCUCAUCUGAUCAUGGAACUCAAGGGAAAAAUUCUGCAGAUCACUCACAAAGUACUGUACAGGUAUAAGGGCAAAACCAAUGGCAGCUGUUACAUGGGAAAUGCAUCCGUUUUGCUCUAUAAAUCUUUGAACUUUUCCCCAUUGCAUCCACCCAAGAUUAAAGGGAUUUGUGUGUUAGAGGUGGGCACAAAAUCAUAUUCCCCCUAUUUUUUAUUUUUUUUUAAAUAAAAUAUGGACCAGCUUUGGAUGGGGGUGGGGGGGCACAGCCUAUGCACACUGAGCCAGAGGGGCUUAUCAGACCCCACCAUUGCAGCUACUUUUUGCUCUUUAGUGUCAAGGGGAACUAUCAGUUACCCCCAGGGGUUCCCCCGGGACCCCACAGGUUGCAGUGGGCCAUUGCCUGAGUAAGCCCAUGAAUUUACCUUAAUCCCUGACCAGUUAACCUGCUAGAAAUGUUUCCAGUGACCCAAACCUGCUCAUAGCCCACAGUAGGGCUUCUAAUCAGCUGCCCCUACUUUUGUUGUGUUGGGUAAUAAACAAGAAAAAACCUUUCCAAGGGGGACAACCCCAAGGAAAAAAAUGUAUAGAAUUGUCACCACCCCCAGAGUACUACAUAUCACUUCACUGCCUACUAUUGUCGUGAGGGGCUAAGCUUGCCAUGCAUGGACUGAAUCAGCAGCAUAUUGGCCUGUAUAUGGGGCCUGUCCAGCCAAUAUCUGGUUGAAAUCAGUCAGAGCAGGUUUAAACAUUCUGUCAGGGCAAGGACUCCAUCAGCUCCUGGAUGUGCCCUCACAGCAAAUUGAUCAGCCCCAUGUUACCCAGCUCAGUGUGGGAAUAUUGGGGAAAGAGACGCUCGUUCGGCUCUUUAUAUGUACGCGCAGCUUUAGAUUUAAACCUGACAUCUCUAAUAAAUGUUCAG